Messenger RNA from Protopterus annectens (West African lungfish), 2458 nucleotides. RefSeq names its product cereblon (gene CRBN). Gene Ontology annotation, cellular component: Cul4A-RING E3 ubiquitin ligase complex. The transcript is spliced from 11 exons. The coding region runs from base 159 to 1499 and encodes 446 amino acids. Gene Ontology annotation, biological process: protein ubiquitination. Lineage: Eukaryota; Metazoa; Chordata; Ceratodontiformes; Protopteridae. The record is from RefSeq and is a predicted model, not a curated record.
GACGCCUACAGUCUUUGCAUCCGGCAGGCUGUAAACCUCCCUUAGUCUCUAAGACUAAGGGUAGGCGUGACCCGUAACUCCUUGGGCAUAGCAGGAAAGUAUUCUCUGCAGUCUAUUCUCGUCAUCUCCCAGAGUGCGCUGCGGCAUUGUAAACAGACAUGGCAGAAGAGGAAGGAGGUGGUGGGGAUAAUAAUAACAUGGGUAACGAACUGCAGCAACUUUUAGUGCCCGUUGAUGAAGAAUAUGAAAACGAAAAUGAAAUGGAUACUGAAGACAGUGACGAAGCAGAGAAACCAAAUGAAAUUAACUUUGACUGCAGUCUGCCAACAUCACAUGCUUAUCUGGGGUCAGAUUUAGAAGAAUUCCAUGGGAGGACUGUGCAUGAUGAAGAAAGCUGUCAGGUUAUCCCUGUUCUUCCACAUGUAGCAAUGAUGUUGAUCCCUGGUCAGACAUUACCACUACAGCUUUUCCGUCCUCAGGAAGUUAGCAUGGUACGGAACCUUAUUCAGAAAGAUAGAACAUUUGCAAUCCUUGCAUACAGUGAUUUACAAGACAGGGAUGCACAAUUUGGAACCACAGCAGAAAUUGUUUCUUAUGGGGAAGAGGAGGAAGCUGGAAUUGAAACAGUAAAACUCAUAGCAAUUGGGCGGCAAAGGUUCAAAGUACAAGAAUUAAGAACACAAGCAGAUGGAAUUCGAGUGGCCAAAGUACAGAUCCUGUCAGAACGAGUUCUCCCAUCAACAAUGGCAGCAGUACAGCUUGAUUCUCUGAACAGGCACAGCAUGUUAUUGUCUUCUAAACCCUCUAAGCAGCACUAUCUUCAUAUGCAGCAGUGGUGGCAGAAAUAUCAGAAGAGAAAGUUCCGCUGUGCUAAUAUGACUUGCUGGCCUUCAUGGGUUUAUUCUUUAUAUGAUUCUGAAAUCCUUAUGGAAAGAGUAAGAAGGCAACUGCGAGAGUGGGAUGAAAAUCUCAGAGAUGAAAGCCUUCCUUCAGACCCGAUAGAUUUUUCAUACAGAGUUGCUGCAUGUCUGCCUAUUGAUGAUGCUUUAAGGCUACAGCUUUUAAAAAUUGGCAGUGCCAUCCAGCGAUUAAGAUGUGAAUUGGAUAUUAUGAAUAAGUGUACAUCUCUUUGCUGUAAACAAUGUCACAGUACAGAAAUCACAACCAAAAAUGAUAUUUUCAGUUUAUCAUUAUCAGGUCCUAUGGCUGCCUAUGUGAAUCCACAUGGAUAUGUGCAUGAAACUCUUACUGUGUACAAAACUAGUAAUUUAAGCCUUAUCGGUCGUUCUUCUACACAGCACAGUUGGUUUCCUGGGUACGCAUGGACAAUUGCACAGUGCAGAACAUGUGGUGGUCAUAUGGGGUGGAAAUUUACAGCCUCAAAAAAGAGCAUGUCACCUCAGAAAUUUUGGGGACUAACACGUUCUGCUCUCCUGCCUAGGAUCCCUGAAUCCGACGAUGAUUCAGGCCAAAAAGGAUCCCGUCUUUUGUGCCUGUAAACUGCUUUAAUAAAGAAAAAGAUAUGACAACUGAACAAGUCUAUACCGCUUCCCAAAUCUGCUUGAUGCUUACAGUCAAGAACUACAUAGCUGAUGUUAUACAAAGCUGUAUUAUACUGCCAUAAAUCACUUAUGGGUUUCUGCUGUGUAAAGGAAAUGUGCUGCCUUUGCAAAAUCCUUUGUCCUUAAAGAAAUCAGAAGAAAACAACGAUUGAUGGUUAUUUAUAAAGGAUUUCAGAAACACAGUGUAUUGUCCAUCUAAAUAUAAGUAUCUGCUUUACAUGUAGAUCAAAUGAUCUGGAAAGUCCUUAACAGCACAUAUCAUAUUGAAGUCUAAAAGAAGUAAAAGGAACAGUGUAUUUACACAUUUGAGGUGCAGAUACAACAUGAACAGAAAGCACAAAGAUAUAGAAGUUUAUUUAAGCACUGAACAGAGAGAAUUUAUGUAAUAUUUUGUUUCAUAAGAGAGAGAGAUUUAUUUUGUAUUGUUUUCAGACCAUUUUUCUUAUGUGCUUCAUCUGAUGUAAUAAGGAUAUAAAUGUUCUGGGAUUACAACAACAGAGCAGUCAUGGUGCUGUUUCAAGCUACUACCUUUUCCCAAAUAACUCUCGUAUUCUGGUUAUUUUGCAUAUUGUUGUUGGAUAUGCUGAUGUACAUAGUACAGGUUGUUAACUCUGAUCAGCAAGGGACACUUUUUGUCUUUUUUUUAAUCUCUUUUUAUUGAAGACUAAAAUUGACCAUUGAAAAAUGAUACAUGAAAUAUUAUCUCUCACUUGCUCAUGUUUGAGUGAUACAGUUGUCCUGUGGAAUAGCUAGCUAACCGGAGUUUGCCAAAAAGCAGUUUUCACAUGCAAAGUCUAAGGGGAACUGGCUACACUCUUGGCUGUAACCAUGCAGUUACCAUUCACAGUUAAUAAUGGGUUUUCUGAAAUAGAAUAAACAUAUAUCAUUUAUUAUGU